ACUAUUUGUCGCGCAACUGCAACAGAAAGAAGUGACUGUAUCAUUUGCCUGGGCAACAUCGUUAUGGUGAGGGUCGCAGAACAGUGGCCGAAGAAAUCCUAUGCGGCUCGGUGGUCACAAAUUGUCCAGGUGUGUUGUUAAUAAUUGCACAAAAUACGAUUUCACCUGAAGUGAAAUUAAUUUCUCAGAAAACUGAAGUAUUUUGUUUUAUAAGUUAUAAUCUAUUGUGUCGAAGUUAAGAAGGACGAUCUUUUACAAAAAAAGCUGGCGUCAACUAUUGCUCGUUGAAUCAAAUUUUUCGAAAUUUGUGGAACCUAAACCUUGACCAGUAACCGCUAAAGAGCCGAAAUAAUGAUAAUCUACAUGCAACUUUUAUGUGCGCUGGUUGUAACAGCUGCCAGCAUCUAUUAUUACCUGGUCUGCAAUUUCGAUUUCUGGAGAAAACGUGGUGUACCUGGACCAGAACCUCGGCCGCUUUUCGGUAACCUGAAGGAUGUAAUCCUUGCAAGAGUGUGUACGUCGCAAAUAGUAAAGGAGAUUCUUAAAACGUAUAAAAAUGAACCAGUGGUUGGAUUGUACAGCUACAGAUCACCUAUCCUAAUUCUGAAUGAUCCAGAUAUUAUAAAGUCCGCCUUGAUAAAGGAUUUUUCUAAAUUUGCAAACCGCCAGCGUAAACCUAACGGAAGGACAGAACCCAUGUCCAUAAACAUAUUCCAUUUGGAGUCGGAAAGAUGGCGGCCGUUGAGACAGAAACUGAGUCCGAUGUUCACGUCAGGCAAAUUGAAAGGCAUGUUCAAUCUGAUGGUGGAAUGUUCGCAGAACUUAGAUAAAUAUUUGGACCAAGUAGCCUCAAAAAAUGAAGUAGUAAAAAUUCACGAAGUGACCGCGAAUUAUACGAUGGACGUAAUCGGCAAUUGCGCAUUUGGGAUUAACCUUGACACCAUGAGCGACAAGGACAACGAAUUUCGUAAACAGGGCAAGAUGAUCUUCGAAGGAAGUAUUGAGAACGUGAUACGAUUAAGGCUGAGAAUGUAUUUGCCCCGAUUGUAUGAUUUACUUGGGUUCGUGUUUCCUGACAGGAAGAUUGCCCCCUUCUUCACAAGCAUUGUCACAGAAACGAUGCGCUACAGGAAGGAGAACAACGUCUAUAGACCCGACUUCAUUCAUCUGCUGAUGGAACUUCGAGACCAUCCGGAAAAGCUAGACGAGCUCGAAUUCACAGACCAGUUGCUGACGGCUCAAGCUUACAUGUUCUUCGCAGCCGGUCAUGAGUCAACUUCAACAGCUAUGAGCUGGGCUCUUCUUGAGUUAGCACAGAACCAAGACAUACAGGAUAAGUUGCGUGAAGAAAUGAGACAGUAUGCGAAAAAGUACAACAAUCAAAUCACCUAUGAAACUAUGAAAGAGAUGGAUUACUUGGAUAAAGUGUUCAGAGAAACAUUAAGGAAAUAUCCAGUAGGGUCGGUAUAUACGCGAAUAACAACUUCUGAUUACACUUUCGAGACUUUAAAUUUUACAAUACCAAAAUCAACCGAAGUAUGGAUUCCAAUACUUAUGAUACAUAGGAAUCCUGUCGUUUAUCCGGAUCCUACGAAAUUCGAUCCUGAAAGAUUCACCAAAGAAGCUAUCGCAGCUCGACAUCCGAUGCAUUAUUUACCCUUCAGCGAUGGACCAAGAAAUUGCAUUGGUAUGCGAUUCGCCGUGUUCAAGUGGAAACUCGGCAUAUUCAAAAUACUUUUACGCUACAAAGUGGAAAUCUGCGAACAAACUAAACUUCCAUUCGAAUUCAAUCCCAGAACAUUUCUCUUGGCGCCUAAGGACGACAUAUAUUUGAAGAUGACGAAGGUUGCAUGAUAUCACACUUCUCUAAUACUUCGUUGUUCGUACAACUGUUUUUCCAAUAUGUCGAAUACCAUUUAAUUACUGUAGUAGCUUCAGUUUGAUGAUUAUAAUUUGAGUACAAAAGUACCAAUUAAUACAAUGCUCCUACAGUUAAUACACGUUUAAUUUCAAACGUACAUUUUAGCAAUAAUUGAAUGGUUUUCUAUUAUUUCUAAAUAAUAACACAUAAAGCAACAAAUACACGCACGCAAUGAGCUCAUGCACUUAUAUGCAUGCUGAAAAUUUCAUCGAAAUCGAUUGACGCAGGUUCAAACUACAAGCAUUGAAAGAUGUAGAAAUCUCUAGAUAUUGUACAAUUAUUGGCCGAAAGUUGGAAAAAAUUUCGAUUUUCGCUAUCUUUAAUUGUUUUAUAGCUCCUAAAACCUUAACCGAUUUCGAUGAAAUUUUCAGCAUGCGCAUAAGUUGCACGCAGCGAAGAGAACACCAAAUGCAAUAUUUCACUUUUCGUUCGUUUACUAUUUAUUUUCUUUUGUUACUACAACCGAUUGCAAUUUUUUCAACAGUCUUUCACUUAUUAUCUAGUAAAUUCCUCCUCCCAAAUCCUAAAAAGUAUCAAGCUGCUUGGUCUAAUUUUAAAAACGUUAUUCCCUAUUAUAAAGUAGGCAACGACGUUUUCCACUAAUAGUGUGAUCAGUACAGGAAUCUCUAGCGGGUCUUUAACAGAUCGAAUAUAACAGUACACCGCACCUUUAAGAUUAAUGCCUAUAAAAAGAAUCCUAAAGAAAACCAUUUCUUGACGUUAAUUCGGCCGAACUUCAUAUAACCUUGUUUAUGAUUUAUAAGGGGAAUAAUGAAUACAUGAAUGUAUUUUUAACGGGACAUGUUACAUUAAUUAUGAAGUAACGUUAAAAUGGUUAUCUUCCUACCGAUAAAUCAAUAGCAUUCUAUAAAUUAUUCAACACUUUUAAACAAAUUUCAACUUUGUUCCUUCUACACCAAACUGAAUAUUAACGAUACGCGCGAAGGAAUUGUCAAAUAGUAAAUAACGUACGUAUACUGUUUAAGAUAACGCGAUUAUCAGGGAGCUUUUUAUAUCAUGAUGGAUGUCUCGAACAGUCGUCAGCAGAUGGCUAUUUUUCCUGUUACUACUCUAUUUGCGAAUACAGGGUGUCCCAGACACCAUCUACCAUUCAACUGUUCGUCCGUUGCACUCGACCUCUGAUUUGUCUGUGUUUUUCGCUAAUAAGUCGUUAACGAAGCAGUAAGCAACAUAUUCGCUUUGGAACAAAUUACUUCAAAUCACCUCUGGAAUCAUUCUUUUUUAGGUGUUACGAGAGUUCUGGAACACCUUGUGUUCAAAUGUCAUCAAAUGUCCUCCCGGCAUCCCAAAAAUUAAUGACAGAUUCUGCUUGAUAUCCUUACUAUUAAGUCCUUCUAGCAGGUCCAGACCGCUCUCCUUCUUUACCUUCAGUCCUUCCACAUUUUCACGGCACCGGUAUAUUCACGAAUAGCAACUUUUGAUUACACUUUCGGGACUUUUUGUGGAGUCACUUACAGUCAAUACUGUACGCUGAACGCUGUGCCAAUUCCAAGUAUAGAAUAUUCGUCGUGACAAUAUUACAGAUGCAACUAAUCGUGAUUUGCUUACACUACUGAAAUUGUGUGCUCAUAAAUUCAUUGAAAUAAAAUAGCUUUCGAUA
Molecule: messenger RNA, 3542 nt
Organism: Megalopta genalis
Lineage: Eukaryota; Metazoa; Arthropoda; Insecta; Hymenoptera; Halictidae
Source: RefSeq, a predicted model, not a curated record